GACUUUAAGAACCACAACGAUUUACCGUUGGCCCGCAUUAAACGGAUCAUGAAGUCCGACGAGGAUGUGCGCAUGAUAUCAGCCGAAGCUCCCGUACUUUUUGCCAAGGCUUGUGAACUCUUUAUUUUGGAUUUGUCGAUUCGGAGCUGGAAUUAUUCCCAGUUGCACAAAAGGAGGACCUUGCAAAAGGAAGAUGUUCGCGAAGCUAUUCAAAAGACAGAUAUCUUUGACUUUUUGGUCGAUGUCAUU
Molecule: messenger RNA, 249 nt
Organism: Phaeodactylum tricornutum CCAP 1055/1
Lineage: Eukaryota; Bacillariophyta; Bacillariophyceae; Surirellales; Neidiaceae
Exons: 1
Biological process (GO): regulation of DNA-templated transcription
Cellular component (GO): nucleus
Molecular function (GO): protein heterodimerization activity; DNA-binding transcription activator activity, RNA polymerase II-specific
Source: RefSeq, a predicted model, not a curated record